GCCGCGGGAGCCGCCAUUGUGACUGCCGCCGCGCUCGCGACAGCGCUCCCGCCUUAAAGGGGCCGCGCCGCCAACUCGACCAGCAAAGACCGGGUGGGUCCCACCGCUCCGGCAAACGUCAUCGCGCCCAGCCCGACCCGCGCCGCCACCAUGAGGGAGAUCGUCCACAUCCAGGCGGGCCAGUGCGGCAACCAGAUCGGGGCCAAGUAUGUCCCAAGAGCCAUCUUGGUGGACCUGGAGCCGGGCACCAUGGACUCCGUGCGCUCAGGACCCUUCGGGCAGAUCUUCCGGCCGGACAACUUUGUUUUUGGCCAGAGCGGCGCAGGCAACAACUGGGCCAAAGGUCACUACACGGAGGGGGCCGAACUGGUGGACUCGGUCCUGGACGUGGUGAGGAAGGAAGCGGAGAGCUGCGACUGUCUCCAGGGCUUCCAGUUGACCCACUCGCUGGGCGGUGGCACCGGUUCCGGGAUGGGGACCCUCCUCAUCUCCAAAAUCCGUGAGGAAUAUCCCGACCGCAUCAUGAACACCUUCAGCGUCGUCCCGUCCCCCAAGGUGUCCGACACGGUGGUGGAACCCUACAACGCCACCCUCUCCGUCCACCAGCUGGUGGAGAACACGGACGAGACCUACUGCAUCGACAACGAGGCCCUCUACGACAUCUGCUUCCGCACCCUCAAGUUGACCACCCCCACCUACGGUGACCUCAACCACCUCGUCUCGGCCACCAUGAGCGGCGUCACCACUUGCCUGCGUUUCCCGGGUCAACUCAACGCCGAUCUCCGCAAGUUGGCCGUCAACAUGGUGCCCUUCCCACGUCUCCACUUCUUCAUGCCCGGCUUCGCCCCGCUGACGUCGCGCGGCAGCCAGCAGUACCGCGCCCUCACCGUCCCCGAGCUCACCCAGCAGGUCUUCGACGCCAAGAACAUGAUGGCCGCCUGCGACCCCCGGCACGGCCGUUACCUGACGGUGGCCGCCGUCUUCCGUGGCCGCAUGUCCAUGAAGGAAGUUGACGAGCAGAUGCUCAACGUUCAGAACAAGAACAGCUCCUACUUCGUGGAGUGGAUCCCCAACAACGUCAAGACGGCCGUUUGCGACAUCCCACCGCGGGGCCUCAAGAUGGCCGUCACCUUCAUCGGCAACAGCACGGCCAUCCAGGAGCUCUUCAAGAGGAUCUCGGAGCAGUUCACCGCCAUGUUCCGCCGCAAGGCCUUCCUCCACUGGUACACGGGCGAGGGCAUGGACGAGAUGGAGUUCACCGAGGCCGAGAGCAACAUGAACGACCUCGUCUCCGAGUACCAGCAGUACCAGGACGCCACCGCUGAGGAGGAGGAGGACUUCGGUGAAGAAGCCGAAGAGGAGGCCUGAAGGUGAGGUCAUCCUAGUUCUCCCCCUUCAGCGCCCCAUCGUCAUCAUCCUCGGAGAGCCCUCGUCCUUUCAGCGUUGUCCUCGGAGAGCCCUUGUCCUUCACCGUUGUCCUCGGAGAGCCCUCGGCCUUCAGCAGCAUCGUCCUUGUCCUUCAUCAUCGUCCUCAGCCUUCAUCAGUGUCCUCGGAGAGCCCUUGAUCUUCAUCGUCAGCCUUCGGCAGUGUCCUCGAAGAGCUCUUGGUCUUCACUGUUCUCACCAGAAGAUCCUCAA
Messenger RNA from Calidris pugnax (ruff), 1638 nucleotides. RefSeq names its product tubulin, beta class I (gene TUBB). The coding region runs from base 151 to 1368 and encodes 405 amino acids. Gene Ontology annotation, cellular component: cytoplasm; microtubule. The record is from RefSeq and is a predicted model, not a curated record. Gene Ontology annotation, biological process: microtubule cytoskeleton organization; mitotic cell cycle. Lineage: Eukaryota; Metazoa; Chordata; Aves; Charadriiformes; Scolopacidae. The transcript is spliced from 3 exons. Gene Ontology annotation, molecular function: GTPase activity; structural constituent of cytoskeleton; GTP binding.